AUGAGUGGAAUAAGAAGCAAUAACCCUUUUGCUCAAGAAGCAGAAGAAGAGAUCCAGUCACACAUUUCAAAUUCAAAUGGACUAAGCAGACAAUCAUCAGUUAAUAACAAUAGAACUCCAGAUCCCUCGAUAUUGGAAUCUUCGUCUACAGAGGCUAUUACCUUGGAUGGCCACGGUGGCUCAACUCAACAAAACAAUACUAAUGGUUCAACCAAUAAUUCCGAGCCCAUAAUACCUUCAAUUCAAGUUAAUCAAGAUACGGAACCUGCUCAGGUAGAUGGUGGUAGCUUACAUGGCAACUCACGAAGAUCUUCAACAUCGACUAACAAUAACUAUUCGAUACCCGAAUGGCAACAGGUUGAUGAUUCUCAUCCAGAUGGCCCACCACCAGCAUAUUCUGAAGUUGAUCCAAUUAGCCCAUCUGCUGCAAACCAGUCGUCAAAUCUGUAUCAAAGGCCUACAGAGGAACCUCCUCGCUCACCUUCAACUGGACAAUAUGAAAGACCAUCAGCACCCUUUCCACCUCAAAGACCACAAAUAGAUACUCAAUUUGCACCACCACCUGGACCACCACCAAAUUCCCAUUUCCCACCACCUGGACCCCCUCCUAAUUCAUUUAUGCCACCACCGGGGCCACCGCCAUCACAUCUUUCACCAGAGGAAUUUUCCCCAAGAUUACCACCACGUCCAACAUCACCAAGAUUACCACCAAGACCUAACGUUCCUAGAAGGAAUAUAUACCCAGGUGCUUCGGGUGCAUCUUAUUCUAAUAUCGGUGCUCCACCACUACCAAAUAGAAGGUAA
Molecule: messenger RNA, 804 nt
Organism: Hansenula anomala
Lineage: Eukaryota; Fungi; Ascomycota; Saccharomycetes; Phaffomycetales; Wickerhamomycetaceae
Exons: 1
Coding region: 1-804 (267 amino acids)
Source: RefSeq, a predicted model, not a curated record